CGUCGCCCGUACGAAUUCAGUAGUUGUGCGGUUGGGCUGUCUAAAAACGCUGCAAAAUCAGCGAUCUUGGUCUGUUCGUGUUUGAGAAACGCCGUAAUAAAGUGGUACCUGUCCCCGUCCUCAUAUCUGCCCCAUCGUAGACGCUAGAACCGGGAUGGCGUCCUCCAUGAGACUCCUGGUGUGCGGCGAUGUCGGCGGUCAGUUUGACAAACUUUUUGACCGCGUGUCGAGGGUCAAUGAGAAGCACGGGCCUUUUGACAUGCUGCUUUGCGUCGGCGACUUCUUCGGGCCCGACACUUCGCUAUGGCUUCAAUACAAGCUCAGCGGCCGCAAGGUCCCCCUGCAGACAUACGCCGUUGGCAUCACGCCCGAGUCGUAUUCAGACUCGGACCUCGCGGACAACGUCGUCCACUUGGGUUCCCGUGGAAUAUUUACCGGUGCUUCGGGACUCAAGAUUGCCUACUUUUGCGGAAACGAGAGUAAAGAUGGCAAACCUUCCAGGGGCGAGUUUGUCAAGAAGGAAGCGGUCGAAUUCUUGACCCCGAUCGUCGAAAGUACAAGCCACAAGGGCAUAGACCUGUUCAUCACAUCCCAGUGGCCGAAGAACGUGAGCAAAUACGCUCACACCGCGUCCGCUGAAGAAGAAAAUGGUUCGGACGUCAUAUCUCUACUCGCCUUCUUUCUCCGGCCUAGAUGCCACUUCACGUCAUCCGGAGACACAUACUACGAGAGGACUCCGUACAGGAACCACAAGGUGCUCCAGGAGCAAGCUCGCCACGUUACGCGAUUCAUAUCACUGGCCUCCGUCGGCAACGCGACCAAGGCCAAGUGGCUUUACGCCUUCUCGAUGGAUCCCAUGUCGAGCAUUACGAAUGCGGAGCUCGUGAAGCAGCCCACCGACGUGACCGAAUGUCCGUACGAGUUCAGCGAGUCGGACCUCAAGGACGCGUCAUCCAAGUCGCAGCAGUUCUUCUACGACCUCACGCCGGCCGCGGAAAAGGGCAAGAAACGAAACCGCGAUUCCGGAGACAGGCAAGAGCGCAAGAAGCGACCCCCUCCAGCCCCCAAGGGACCCUGCUGGUUUUGCCUGGCCAGUCCCGAAGUGGAGAAACACCUGGUCAUCAGCAUCGGCGAAAGCUGUUCUGCGCUGGCCAAAGGAGCGCUCACUCCGGAUCACGUGCUCAUACUGCCCAUCGGUCACCAUCAGAGUACGGUCGAAUUGGACGAGGAGACACUGGAAGAUGUCGUGAAGUUCAAGGAAAGCUUGAAGCAGUACUUCAAAUCAAAGAAUAAGCGACCUGUCUUUUUCGAAAGGAACUAUAAGAGCUCCCACCUGCAGAUCCAGGUCGUGCCUGUGCCCGAGCCGUUGAUGUUAGGUCUCCAGUCCGUGCUAGUGGACUACGGCAUGUCGCUCGGUGUAGACUUAGACGAAAUACCCCGAAACUCGAGCCUUCGCCAGAUUGUGGACCCCGGGCGGCCCUACUUCUACAUGGAGUUUGAUAACACCAAGUUGCUGCAUAGGAUUAAGAAGAACUUUCCUCUCCAGUUCGGCAGGGAAGUGCUGGCUUGUGAAGAAGUUCUUAAUCUGCCGGACAAAGCAGACUGGAAAGACUGCAAAAUGUCUAGAGAUGAGGAAGUGGCGAUGGUGGCUGAAUUUCGAAAACAGUUUGAGCCCUUUGACUUUACGUUGUGAUGCAUUGUAUGCGUUGUAAAUAGACAAGAUAACAUUGGUGGCUUAUCA
This is a messenger RNA of Rhipicephalus microplus (southern cattle tick), 1741 nucleotides long. Its product is annotated as CWF19-like protein 1. Gene Ontology annotation, cellular component: post-mRNA release spliceosomal complex. Gene Ontology annotation, biological process: mRNA splicing, via spliceosome. NCBI's taxonomy places the organism in Eukaryota, Metazoa, Arthropoda, Arachnida, Ixodida, Ixodidae. Gene Ontology annotation, molecular function: hydrolase activity; RNA lariat debranching enzyme activator activity. The record is from RefSeq and is a predicted model, not a curated record.